GACGCGCGGUCGCGGUCGCGUCCGUCAUGGCGUCGCGCGCGUCGAUCGCGUCGCGCGCGACGCCGGUUCCGCGCGCGCGCAUCGCGCGGACGCGCGGACGCGCGGGCGCGCGCGGAGGCGACGCGACGCGCGCGACGCGACGCGACGACGACGACGACGCGCGUCCGCCUCAACCGUCGACGCCAUCGACGACGCGACGACGCGCGCUGGCGCUGGCGCUCGCGUCCGCGACGACGCCCGCGAUGGACGCGCGCGCGGCGAACGUGCCGACGCCCGCGAUCGCGUCGAGCGGCGCGCUGGGCGCGCUGGAGUCGCAAUUCAUCGACGUCUUCGGACGCGCCGAACGCGCGGCGGUGAACGUCGUCGACCUCACGGUGCUGAAUCAGAGUGGGAAUCAGAGCGCGUUCGCGGGAGCGAUCGUGGCCGAAGGGAACGGCACGGGAGUGGUGUGGGACGACGAAGGACACGUGGUGACGAAUUAUCACGUGCUGGGAGGCGUGCUCGCGAGCGCGCCGAAGGGGCGGAAGCUCGGCGAGGUGGCCAAGGUGACGAUACAGACGAAUGAGGGGAGUCGGACGUUCGCGGCGACGCUCGUGGGGGCGUCGAAGGAGAAAGAUUUGGUGGUGAUUAAGGUGGACGCGCCGAAGGAGUUGCUGAAGCCGGCGGUGGUGUCGUCGUCGUCGGAGGGCGUGCGCGUCGGGCAGGCGGUGUUCGCCAUCGGUAACCCGUUCGGGUUCGAUCACACGCUCACCACGGGCGUCGUGAGCGGGCUCAAUCGAAGCAUUCAGUCGCAGGUCGGGAGCUUGAUCACCGGGGCGAUCCAAACCGACGCGGCGAUCAAUCCUGGGAACAGUGGCGGACCGCUUUUGGAUUCGCGCGGACAACUCAUCGGCAUCAACACCGCCAUUUUCACCCCCACGGGGACGUCCGCGGGCGUCGGAUUCGCGAUUCCGAUCGACACCGUCAAUGCCGUCGUGCCGCAGCUCAUCGCGAACGGCGAGGUGGUGUUCCCAUCGUUGAACAUUAAAUUCGCCAACGCGAGCGUUGAACGCGAUUUGCAAGUCCCCGUCGGUGGCGGCGCGCUCAUUCAAUCCUUCAUAGGCGACUCCGCGGCGUCAAAAGCGGGUUUUCUCGCCACUCGUCGAGGUAUCGCCGGUAUCGCACCCGGAGACGUCAUCAUCGCCGUCGACGGCGCGCCCUGCGGCGUCGCCGCCGACGUCGUCAGAGCCAUCGAGCGCAAGCGAGUCGGCGACGACGUUCAAGUCACCGCCCUUCGCCGCGCCGCCGUGGGCGACGCCAAGCCCGAAAAGGUCACGCACACCAUUCGCUUAGCCGCGGCGAACGCGUAG
Messenger RNA from Ostreococcus lucimarinus CCE9901, 1349 nucleotides. RefSeq lists its product with no specific name. The transcript has a single exon. Gene Ontology annotation, biological process: proteolysis. NCBI's taxonomy places the organism in Eukaryota, Viridiplantae, Chlorophyta, Mamiellophyceae, Mamiellales, Bathycoccaceae. The record is from RefSeq and is a predicted model, not a curated record. Gene Ontology annotation, molecular function: protein binding; serine-type endopeptidase activity. Bases 243 to 1349 code for a protein of 368 amino acids.